This is a messenger RNA of Atta colombica, 1662 nucleotides long. RefSeq names its product ATP synthase subunit beta, mitochondrial (gene ATPsynbeta). The transcript is spliced from 7 exons. The coding region runs from base 82 to 1644 and encodes 520 amino acids. Gene Ontology annotation, molecular function: proton-transporting ATP synthase activity, rotational mechanism; ATP hydrolysis activity; ATP binding. Gene Ontology annotation, biological process: proton transmembrane transport; proton motive force-driven mitochondrial ATP synthesis. NCBI's taxonomy places the organism in Eukaryota, Metazoa, Arthropoda, Insecta, Hymenoptera, Formicidae. The record is from RefSeq and is a predicted model, not a curated record.
GCCCACAGUGAUCACAUCGGGCGAUCAGACCACACUGAUCGGCACAGUAGUAUUCGAUGGUCUUUUGUUAGUCGAUCGAAAAUGAUCUUAAACGCUGUAACGAAAGCAGUUCCUGCCUCCUUGAGAGUUAUUAAACCUUCCCUUUUGCAAAAUGAAAUCGCUAAAGUAUCAGGCGUCCUCGCUAUCAACAAAAGAGAUUAUGCUGCCAAAGCCGCAGCUGUUGCUUCCAAAGGUGGUGCACAAGGAAAGGUAGUUGCUGUCAUUGGUGCUGUUGUUGAUGUACAAUUCGAUGAUGCUCUCCCACCUAUACUUAACGCUUUGGAGGUACAGAAUCGUACACCUAGACUGGUACUCGAAGUCGCCCAACAUCUUGGAGAAAAUACAGUGCGCACCAUUGCUAUGGAUGGUACGGAGGGUUUGGUACGUGGUCAAAAUGUGUUAGACUCUGGAUUCCCUAUUCGUAUUCCUGUGGGAGCCGAAACCUUAGGUCGUAUCAUCAAUGUAAUUGGUGAACCCAUUGAUGAACGUGGACCUAUUCCCACAGAUAAGUUGGCCCCUAUUCAUGCAGAUGCUCCUGAAUUUGUAGAGAUGUCCGUUGAACAAGAAAUUCUAGUCACUGGCAUCAAAGUCGUGGAUUUGCUGGCUCCCUAUGCUAAGGGUGGAAAGAUUGGUCUAUUUGGUGGUGCCGGAGUCGGAAAAACUGUACUUAUCAUGGAAUUAAUCAACAAUGUGGCCAAGGCUCAUGGUGGUUAUUCAGUGUUUGCUGGCGUGGGUGAAAGAACGCGCGAGGGUAACGAUCUCUAUCAUGAGAUGAUCGAAUCUGGUGUAAUUUCUCUCAAGGACAAGACUUCUAAAGUAGCAUUAGUUUAUGGGCAGAUGAAUGAACCACCUGGCGCCCGUGCUCGCGUAGCUCUCACUGGUCUCACCGUCGCUGAGUACUUCCGUGAUCAGGAAGGUCAGGAUGUACUAUUAUUCAUUGAUAACAUCUUCAGGUUUACUCAGGCUGGUUCCGAGGUAUCUGCUUUGUUGGGUCGUAUUCCAUCUGCUGUGGGCUAUCAACCUACAUUGGCUACUGAUAUGGGUACUAUGCAAGAACGUAUUACCACGACGACAAAGGGAUCUAUCACCUCUGUUCAAGCCAUUUAUGUACCUGCUGAUGACUUAACAGAUCCUGCUCCUGCUACCACUUUUGCUCACUUGGACGCUACAACCGUAUUGUCACGUGCCAUUGCUGAAUUAGGUAUUUAUCCAGCUGUCGAUCCUCUUGACUCCACAUCCCGUAUCAUGGAUCCCAAUGUUAUCGGCACAGAACAUUAUAAUAUCGCCCGUGGUGUACAGAAGAUCCUACAAGAUUAUAAGUCGCUACAGGAUAUCAUUGCAAUUUUGGGUAUGGAUGAAUUGUCAGAGGAAGACAAGCUGACAGUUGCACGUGCGCGUAAAAUCCAAAGGUUUUUGUCCCAGCCAUUCCAGGUCGCUGAGGUGUUCACUGGUCAUGCCGGCAAACUAGUACCAUUAGAAGAAACUAUCAAAGGAUUCCAGAAGAUUUUGACUGGAGAAUUGGAUCACUUACCGGAAGUAGCAUUUUACAUGGUUGGUCCAAUUGAGGAAGUAGUAACAAAAGCGGAAACAUUGGCCAAACAAUAAAUUAAUUUAGUCAUCUCA